This is a messenger RNA of Lasiosphaeria miniovina, 477 nucleotides long. RefSeq lists its product as uncharacterized. NCBI's taxonomy places the organism in Eukaryota, Fungi, Ascomycota, Sordariomycetes, Sordariales, Lasiosphaeriaceae. The record is from RefSeq and is a predicted model, not a curated record. The transcript has a single exon. The coding region runs from base 133 to 423 and encodes 96 amino acids.
GCCGUUAGCCUCUGGUGUUGGACGUGCCACCCACCACAGCCAGGAGACUUUCGACGCGGCACCAAGCGUCGAGGUACUUGCUAGACAGAGUUACAGAUUGGACUAGACUGGACGCUGGACCGGACUAGGUGGAUGGAUACAAUCGGGCACGGAUUCCAGCUAGCACCCCGUAUCGUAGACGCGUCGGGACUUCUGUACCGGUGCCAUGUUCACUCUCGCUCGGUCCACUCUCAGUCUCUCACUCCGUACAGUACACACACUAAUCUACCCCCUGGCCCAUCCCAUCUGAGACUGGCUGGUGGUCGAGAUGAUCCGGCACGUACCCGUUAUGUAGCAACCCUAGCCCCCAGCAAUGGUAGCGAAGAGGCUCGGGGGCCAUCUCGUCGCCUGCCUGUUGCCAUUGGAAAGGGAGCAAUUCGGUAGCGAUUCGAUAUCCAAUUCGUCUUGCAAAGUGCUGUUUAGCUGCGUGCGCGGUGA